Messenger RNA from Puccinia triticina, 1713 nucleotides. RefSeq lists its product as uncharacterized. The coding region runs from base 1 to 1713 and encodes 570 amino acids. Lineage: Eukaryota; Fungi; Basidiomycota; Pucciniomycetes; Pucciniales; Pucciniaceae. The record is from RefSeq and is a predicted model, not a curated record. The transcript has 6 exons.
AUGGACAUCUACGGUCGCAUCCAAAUCCUUCGCAAAGAGCUGCUGAAUGCCACACUAGGGCUGGAAAAGAAAGACUUAUGGGCUUCCCAGUGCCCCUCUUGUUUUGGACCCAAAAAAUCUGAUGAAGUGAGUAGCUUGGAUGGAACAGAUGCCAUUAUAGCUAUGGAUGGAAACUUCCAACAUAGGCAUCACCACUUCGCAAGUACUGAUGUUCCUUCUGAGAGCGACUAUCCAUCAAUUUUUAUCACACCUUCACAAAUCAAUGCGCAUGAGAAUCAAAUACAAUCUACCAACGAAGAAGCGGCGGGAGUUCAAAAAUUUGGACUCCUUUACGACAUUGGGUGCCAUUUAGAUGCGCAUGUCAAAAAGCAGGCUAUAGAUAGCAUGGAAGAAUGCCAAGUCAAACUGCAAGAGAUCUACGGUCGGUUCAACCACUUCUCCGAUGAGUGCUAUACAUCACAGUUCUUCGAAGCACAAUGGAUUGCGGAGAGGUCGUACUAUGGCAAUAGAGAUCAUGUGAAGGAAGAACAGAAGAUUGAGCUGGGAAAACUACUUGCAUUAGAACAGGAUUUGAUUGAAGAAUGGGAGGAAAUAAGAUCUCCAGAGGAGUCUCUUGCAUGUGUACGAUCAAUGCGGGAAAUUCAACUCAAAAUAGAACAGCAGCGUCAGCGCAUUGGUGCCAACGAGCUACUGGCUGGGCUCACACCUGAAUCCGAAUCGCUCUUCCUUAAAGUUUGGUGGGCCAAAACCAAUCUCAGACAGAAGUUCCUUGCUCUACUUGAGGAGAAGAGGCCCCUCGAUGCCGUCCGAAAAGGUGUAGCCUCCAAAUUGGGGACCGACGGGAAGGAACGGCUCAUAAUUGCCAUACGCAAGCGGACUGCCGCCUUGCAAGCUGUCCUCAACACUUAUAACCGCCACCUUGAUGCAUUUCACCUCGCUUUUCCGCAACUAACCACGCUAAAGAAAAUCGAGUAUGAUGAGCUAAUGAGCUUGGAUGCAGACAGCUCAUUUUGGAGCGAUGGUGUGUUCACAAACAAAGAGGAGCCAUGGGCUGUUGACGCUGACACUCAGGACGGUAUGCGACUACUUGCACGUCUGACAAGAUGUGAAGAGGAAGUGCGGCGAAUCGGCCAGGAGAUCCGCAGGGCUGCUCGUUGGGCAAUCACCGAACACAACCGAAUAAUUCCUUUGAUGUUUGGGCUCACCUCCGAAAUGGACUGGGCAAAUGCGAGGCUUCAACCUGUCAUGAAUCAUUCAAUCUUACAGACAUUGUCAAGUGAUGAUGAUCAAUUAGAUGCAAUCAAAGCCAUCCUCCACAACCACUUUAUCGAGCUAUCAUCCCUACAGUUACACUGGAACACCAAGUUGGUUUCCCUUGUAUCUGCUUCAGGGCCUUAUGAAAAUGAUAACGAACUAAUAAAUGAUUGGAAUGAGCAACUUGUGCGCCUAACAUUUCUAAAAGCGAGUGGACACUUAUCAGUGGUUGCUGGUGAUUUCAACAAUGCCAUCGGCAACGCCUUGGACAAUGUCGAUGAAGCAGCUCUCCAAAACUUCCUUACCCAAGAUUUCAACGGCGGCGCUGCUCCUACUAAUUCUCAGGAUGGACAACAUGACGAGGAUGAAAACAAUGAACUUCUAGCCCCAAAUGCAGAUCAAUUUGAACUUGCUCUAGAGCAAGAAGCUCUGACUAAUGCCCUGGCAAACGAGAUCUGA